AAGGAGUACAUUUACAGUUCUGUUGUUCAGUAGUCUUUGACUCGUCGGUGACAGCUUCAGCCAAGCAGCCCGUUUGCCCAACACAACUGCCUGUCGUGCUUUACUUCUGGCCAAACUUGAGAUAGAGUUAGGCGUACAGCAAUGGCCCUCCCCGUUGGGGCACGGGUCUGGUUUUCCAGCGGUGAAGGACCAAACAGCGAAUGGCGAGCCGGCACGACCGUGUCGACCGCGGGCGAGCGGGUUUCGGUCAAGAGAGACGAGGACGGGCAAGUCGUGGAGGUUGACGGUGCGAGCGUGCACAUGGCAAACAAAGAGGACGUCGAGGACAUGACAUCAUUGGCCUUCCUCCACGAGCCGGGUGUGCUGUGGAACCUGCAGUCCCGCUACCAAGGCAGCGAUGCCAUCUACACGUACACCGGCAACAUCCUCAUCGCUGUCAACCCAUUCAAGCCGCUACCGAACCUGUACGGCCCGGCCGUCAUUGAGCGUUACCGGUCGCUGCCGGUGGCUCAAGGCGGGGGCGAGGCGGGGUCGCGGCUGCCGCCCCACGUCUACGCCACCGCCUGCAACGCCUACCGCAACAUGAUGGCGGAGGGGGCGGGCCAGGCCAUCCUGGUGACGGGCGAGAGCGGCGCGGGCAAGACGGAGACUGCAAAGCUCAUCAUGGCGUGCCUCACGCACCUGGGCUGCCACCAGAGCGGCCAGGCGGCGGCGGCGGCGGCGGGCACGGGCGGCGGCGCCAGCAGCGGCAUGUCGGGCGUGGAGCAGAAGAUCCUGGAGAGCAACCCACUGCUGGAGGCGUUCGGCAACGCCAAGACGCUGCGCAACAACAACAGCAGCCGCUUCGGCAAGUACUGCGAGAUAUUCUUCGACCCGGUCAGCGGCGCCGUCACAGGCGCCGCGGUGCGCACCUAUCUGCUGGAGCGGUCGCGGGUGGUGGCGGUCAACAACCCGGAGCGCUCCUUCCACAUAUUCUACCAGCUGGUGUACGGCGCCAGUGCGGCGGACCGCGCGGCCUGGCGCCUGCCGCCCGCCGCCUCGGGCUUUGCCUACCUGGCCCGCAGCAGCUGCGUGGAGCUGCCGGGGCAGAGCAAUGCCGAGGAGUACCAGCACACGCGGCGCGCCAUGUCGCACAUCGGCCUGAGCGAGGCCCAGCAGCGGGCCGUGCUGGGGCUGGUGGCGGCGGUGCUGCACCUGGGAAACAUCGCCUUCAGGGACGGCGAGCACGCCUCGGUGGGCGGCGGCGCGGAGGGCGCGGUGGUUCCGCCGGGCGCGCCGCGGCAGGCGCUGGAGGCGGCGGCGGAGCUGCUGGGCGUGGGGGCGGGCGCGCUGGCGGAGGCGCUCACCACACGCCAGAUCCAGACGCCCGAGGGCGCCAUCACCACGCCGCUGAGCGCGCAGGCCGCCGCCGACUCGCGCGACUCGCUGGCCAAGAGCCUCUACGCGCGGCUGUUCGACUGGCUGGUGGCGGCCGUGAACGCCGCGGUGGACGAGGCGCACAACGGGCCGGCGGCGGCAGGCGCGGCAGUGGCGGCCGCGGGCGGCAGUGGCGGCGGCAGUGGCGGGCGGAAGCACCUGUCCAUCGGGCUGCUGGACAUAUACGGCUUUGAGAGCUUCGAGGUGAACGACCUGGAGCAGCUGUGCAUCAACCUGACCAACGAGAAGCUGCAGCAGCACUUCAACACGCACGUAUUCAAGUGGGAGCAGGCCGAGUACGAGCGUGAGGGUGUGGACUGGUCCUACAUCUCCUUCCGCGACAACGCCGACGUGCUGGAGCUGCUGGAGGGGCGGCUGGGGCUGAUGACGCUGCUGGACGAGGCCUGCAGGCUGCCCAAGGCCACCGCAGAGGGCCUGGCGCACAAGUACGCCACCACACCCGCCGUCGCGGGCAGCUCGCGCUUCACGCCGCUCAAGCGCCCCGCUGCGUCCUUCGCGGUGGAGCACUACGCAGGCAGCGUCACCUACAGCGCCGCCAACUGGCUGGACAAGAACCGCGACUACGUGGUGGCCGAGCACGCAGCCCUGGGCGCAGCAGCCCGGCAGCCGCUGGUGCGGGAGCUCUGGGCGCCAGAGACAGAGCCGGCCGGCGCAGCCGGCGGCGGCGCCAGCGGCGGCGGCGCAGCCAGCGGCGCGGGGGCGGGGAAGCAGCAGAGCCAGUUCCAGUUCCGCAGCGUGUCGUCCGUGUGCCGGCGGCAGCUGGGCGAGCUGAUGGGCGCGCUGUCGGCUCUGCAGCCACACUACGUGCGCUGCAUCAAGCCCAACCCCACGGGCGCCGCCGGGCUGUUCGCGCCCGGCUACAGCCUGCAGCAGCUGCGCUGUGGCGGCGUGAUGGAGGCGGUGCGCAUCGCCUGCGCCGGCUUCGCCUACCGCCGCCCCUACGCCGCUUUCCUGGACCACUUCUGGCAGCUGUGCCCCGAGCCCGUGCACGCGCUGCGCCGCCGCCUGGCAGAGGCGCCGCCGCCGCGGCGGCAGCCGCCGGCCGCGGCCUUGUCACAGCAGGGCGAGCAGCAGGGCGGCGGCAGUAGCAGCGGCCUGGCGGCGUUGGAGGUGUCGGAGCUGCGCGCCGCGGCGGAGGCGGUGCUGAAGGCGGCGGGGCAGCUGGGCCCCAGCAGCGGCGGCAGCAGCAGCGGCGGCGCCUCAGCCGGUGCGCCGCCCGGGUCGCACCUGGGACACACCAAGGUCUUCCUGCGCACCACCGCCGCAGCGGCCAUGGAGCGGCAGCGCGUGGCGGCGGUCAGCGCCGCCGCCGCCGUCAUCCAGUCGCACUGGCGGCGGCUGCAGCAGCAGCGCCGCUACACAGCGCUGCGGCAGGCGGCGGUGGUGAUCCAGGCGGCGGCGCGGGGGAUGCUGGCGCGGCGGCUGGCGGAGCGGCUGCGGCGGGAGCGGGCGGCGGGCGUCAUCCAGCGGUGCUGGCGCAGCUGCGUGGAGCGCAUGCGCUUCCUGCGCGCGCGCAAGGCGGCGGCGGUGAUGCAGGCGGCGUGGCGCGGGCUGGUGGUGCGGCGGAACAUCGAGGCCAUCCGGGUUGAGGCGGCGGCGCUCAAGAUGCAGACGGCCUGGCGAGCGGCGGCCGUGCGGCGCGAGUACCUGGGCGUGCUGCGCUACUGGCGGGCGGCGGUCAAGGUGCAGGCGGCCUGGCGCGGCCACUCGGCGCGGCAGCUGUACCUGCAGAUCCUGCCGCUGCACCGCGCGGCGCUGGUGUGCCAGCGCGUGUGGCGCGCGCACCGCUACGGCUCCCUGGCGGCUGAGCGGCUGCGGCGGGCGGUGUUCCAGUACUGGCUGUGGAGCAAGGCGGCAGUCAUCAUACAGACGCUGUGGCGCGGCAAGGCGGCCCGCCAGCGCUGCACGCGGCUGCGGCUGCAGCAGCGCAAGGCGCGCAUCCUGGCGGCCUUCGGCGGCGCGGCCUCGGCGGCGGACCUGCAGCGGCUGCCGGUGCGGCCCUCACCCGACUCGGCACGGCGCGGGGAUGCCAACCGCUACACGCCGGCGUCGCGGCCGCGCGGCUGCUACGGCCCCGCCUGCGCCGCCAAGGCGACAGCCGCCUGCUCCGGUGGUGCCGUCGGCGCCGGCUCGCCAGGGGUCGACGUGGUGCGUGCUGAUGACGUGGCGCUGCUGCCGGACCGCGACAGCCGCAUGGCCAAACGCCUGGCAGACCUGCAGGAGUUCAAGGUGUCGCCGCUGGUGGAUUUCUGGAAGGCGCAGGAGGUCACGCAGUCGCGCACGGACGGCGGUGGCGGCAGCCAGCCCUGCAGCCGGCGCGGCAGUGGCGCGCACAUGCUGCCGCGCCCGCUGCCCUCCACCUUUGGCGGCGCGCUGCCCACCGGCCACGCCUCCCCCAGCGCCGCCGCCUCCUCCGCCUGCGCCGCCGAGCUGCCCUCGCUGCCGGGCUCGCCGCCCGACACGGACUUCCGCGAGGCCGCCGCCGCCAUCAUGCACGGCAGCGUCACGUGCCGCGGCGGCGGCAGUGGCGGCGGCGCCGCCGCAGGCACGGGGGGUGUCGGCGGCGGCGCGGACCUGGAUGCGUUGUCGGCGGGCGGUCUGAGCGCUGAGGCCAGCUACGGGCAGCUUCUGGAGAACGCAGGCAGCGGCUUUGGGGCGACGGUGGCGGCGGGGGCGGCGGCGGAGGUGCAGGCGUCGUAGAAGGGCGCUGUGUUCGUGCGUGGAAGGCACCUCGAUGGAGGGGCAUGUGUUGGCGCUGUGUGUCUGCCCCAGAUCCAAGCGUGGCUUGUGGGGCCCCCGGCGUGGUGGGAAGUGUGUAUAUAUGCGUGGGAGGUGGGCCGGGCAGGACUGCCGAAGACAUAUGUGAAGUGUAUAAGUGACGUUCGCGUGCAAGAUUUCUUCAUGGCGGAGAGCAUGACAGGCGACUAUGCACUGGCAAGAAUAAAAGGAGUAGACUGAGACGUGGACUGGGUCCCCGGGUUGAACUUGCUGGCGAGCAGGAAGUUGGAUUGCGGGCUGCAGUGAACCCAACAGAAACCUGUUAGUGCCGGAGCAGUAGUAAGCCGGGCCAGGGUUGGCGACGGAGGGCUUGGUCACGCGGGGCCCAGGCAGGGUUGUGUCGUGCUGGAUCGACGGCGGGCUGCGUGAGGCGCGUGUGGGUGCAGCUAGCACGGGUGCUCGCACGCUGUGUACAAGGCCCACAACGACACCGCAACAUGGACACAUGAUAUGAUAUGUACAACACGUGGUUGACUUCCGUCUCAGCGCUAGCAAAUUGGUGACAGAGAGAGCUUGAUUGAUGGUUUACGGGUCCGGCGUGCUGUGGGAAGGUUGCAUGCGUGGGAUGCGCUGGGCACUGCCGCUGGACAGACAGAGUCAUGUUGGGCCCUGAUAGCAUGUGAUGGCUCGGCGUCUGGGUGCUGGGACUGUCCCCUCUGUAACAUCCGCAUUCAUACACGACAUAGUGCCACAGUCGGCAGACAGGUGGGAAGGCUUGCAAUCAAAGACAGGGUGCUGACGUCGGAGAGUCUCUAAGUGGAUCCUCGCAGACCAGUUGUGUUGCCGUCUCUCAGAGCCAGAGA
This is a messenger RNA of Chlamydomonas reinhardtii, 5018 nucleotides long. RefSeq lists its product as uncharacterized. Gene Ontology annotation, biological process: vesicle transport along actin filament; actin filament organization. The transcript is spliced from 17 exons. The record is from RefSeq and is a predicted model, not a curated record. Lineage: Eukaryota; Viridiplantae; Chlorophyta; Chlorophyceae; Chlamydomonadales; Chlamydomonadaceae. Gene Ontology annotation, molecular function: ATP binding; microfilament motor activity; actin filament binding. Gene Ontology annotation, cellular component: actin cytoskeleton; myosin complex; cytoplasm. The coding region runs from base 142 to 4137 and encodes 1331 amino acids.